Messenger RNA from Procambarus clarkii (red swamp crayfish), 6085 nucleotides. Its product is annotated as tRNA (32-2'-O)-methyltransferase regulator THADA. NCBI's taxonomy places the organism in Eukaryota, Metazoa, Arthropoda, Malacostraca, Decapoda, Cambaridae. The record is from RefSeq and is a predicted model, not a curated record. Gene Ontology annotation, biological process: tRNA methylation. Gene Ontology annotation, cellular component: cytosol.
AACUUGAUUUUGUUUACUGAACCGCCGGUGUCCGAAACAGUGGUAGACCAAUUCUAUGGACCGCAUAUGGCACUGUGCUGUCGCUGCCCCCUAAUCUUACAACAACAACAACAGAGAUCUGUUGUUGUUUUAACAACAGAGAUCCUAUUUAGAUCGUCUUGAAGUAAUAAAUUGUGCAACAUCAAAUGAUGAAGUGAAGUCCUUGACAUCAUGGAAGAAACAAUCCAGAAAAUCUUAUGUAACUUGUUCAUAAGGCUACUUGAUGAGAAAAUUGUUCGUAACAUCAGCAAGGAAAUAGAGACGCUGUUGCCAGAUGCCAAGAGAUUGUUGGUAGCAGAAGUGGUCACCAGGAUCAGAAGUUUAUUGCUGGAAGAUGUACCCAAAGCUUUAAUAACUGUGACCCUGUUGUGUAACGGCUGCCCAACUCUACGCAAUAGCUUGGGUGUCUGUUUGGGGGAGAUUCUUCUUGCAUGUACCGAGAGGAUCCACAUCAGCCACAUUGAAGAAUUUAACAAACGGUCUCAGUUUCAUGUUGCUGUUAAAGCACUCUAUGGUAUUUUGCAGUACAUUUUUCCUCAAAAUUUCCUGUUGCUUGAGAGACCAGAAAUAACACGGCUCCUAGAAAAAAUGUAUUUAUCUCUGUUAUUAGCUAUGACAAGUGAUAAGUUGCCGUCUGAUUGUGCUUUGAUCACUGCAACAUCACUAAACAUCAUCCUCGUGUAUCUGAAACGACACAACGAGAAAUUGGAAUUUUUCAAUGUACUGUCGACUGUUAAUAAAAUACAAAUGAAUGAAAUUAAAAAAGAUGAUAAAUAUUCAAUUGGAGAGCUGCUAAAGUUUCAUCAUGAAAGUAUGAAUCUCCGGAGUAUGAAAUGUGUUCAGCCAUCACGUGCAAUUGUGUUGAUUCUUCAUGGGCUUUUCAAUUCGGGAGUGCAAUGGAUAUACGAAGGUGUUAACUGGGAUGAAGUGAACACUGUAAGAAAAGCAUUAAUACAGGAAAAUCAUAAGAAUCAUCAUUGUGAUCUCAGACCAGAAUCAGCUCGGUGUGUUGUACUGCCUCUCACGCAAGUUCAGAAGCAAAAUGAAUAUGAUGGCAGAGAAGAUGAAAACAUUUUCUUGUAUGACAUAUACUUUCUCAUCAGAAGUCUCUGCAGAGGUGCAACAAGUUACACAUUUCAGGCUUUUCAGGUGUUACAUAUGUGGCUGUCAUCUUUGAGGAAGUUGGGUGACAAGAUGCAAGAAAGCUUAGCUGGUGUACUAGAACAAGAGGCUACUGGAUUGCAUCAAGAAUACAUUAAAAAUAUUCAUCCAUCAGAGAAAUGGAUAUUUAGUAUACAAUCCUCAAGACAGAAUACUGUAUUUCACCUACUGAAUUCUAACUGGGAGAAUCCUGCUAAAGGUGUCAGUGAUAUUGUGUAUACCUGCAUGACUGAGCUGCUGGAGUUGCAUGAGGAUAGACUACCAGGCCAGGCAAAAGUACUAGCAACUGAUAUCUUGGGAGCUGUGGUGUCAUUUGCUGCAUGGAGCUCCAAGAGCACCUACCCACCUCUUGCCCUCGCUAUCUCUUAUGUUGGCGCUCAGGAGACACUUUUGCUUCACCCAACAUUGCCAGCAGGUUUAGCAACAUCAUUAAGUGUAAACCAUCUUGCUCCUGCUGGUGCUGCUGUUUACAAGAUAAUCCUUAGGCAGCUGUCUUCAUCUAUUUGGUCUCAGUAUUUCUUCACCAUUGUAUGUGAAGCUCUGCAUGGUAACAGAUUGACCCAGCAGCACAUGGUGUCAUUAUGGCUACCACCUACUCUACAUCAUUAUCCUAGUAUAUAUUUAAAUCUGCUUAGUAGCUGCCAAGAUACUACAGCUGGGUGGGUUGCAAGAAUGGCAAUUUUAAGAGUUGCACGCUCCUUUGGUAUUUUUGGUUUAAAAGACCAUAGUACUGUACAAAGUCAGAGGCUAAUCACCUUCCAGACACAAAAAAGUACUAACGAAGACCUGGUUCAUAAUAAUGAGAAUGAAUUUAAUGAAAUAACCGUUCUCCCAGUUAUGUUGUACAUCCAGUCAGCACUUAAUCACAUAAACGAGACUGUACGAGGAGAAGCCUUGUCUCUUCUCUGCCACACACAGAAGGCUUCGCAACCUGUUUCACUUGAAGAAUCAAUUUGUAUUAAAACAUUUUUCAAGUUUAAUAUGAAUAUUGAUUCAACCCCAUUUAGGCAAGGUAUAAUCAAAUGUUACAAGGCUUUAGUAAUUAGAUUACGUGAUGCCUCUGCAGCUGAGCUUAAAAAGUUGUCUUUUAAAAUUCAGACUUCAAGUGAUUGUUCCCCAGAGUUUAUGAAAAACUUUAAAGCUUCUCCUGUCCUUAAAAUUAAUAUAGAGCUUUUGGUAUGGUUUAUAAAGUUUUUCCACUAUAACUUGACACCGGAUGGGAAUUACCAGCGAAGAAUACUCUCCCUGCAACUAUACAAAGAAACGCUCUUAACAUUUUAUGAAAAGAAAAGUUCUUUUUCCUACUCACUGGCUAAGAGGUACAUGCCAGUAUGUGCUUACAUAAACUUAACCUCAAAAUCUGUGGCUUGUCUUGAAAAUGAGAGAGAAAACCAACCAGUUACAAACCUAACCUUAUCUUGGACUCAAGAGAUGCUCUACUUUUCCUGCUUGGAUGAGAUGGAUGACAUUAGAGAAGAAGUAGAGAACACUUUAGAAAUUUUGGAGUCAUCAAUGAACAUAAGCUGUAUCACGGCAGAAGAGUGGCUGCGACAUGGGUUGACGCUUUGCAACUCUGCCAAAGUCAGUGAUUGUGAGAGUGGAGCAGUCUUGCUUAAGAUCAUGUCGUCAUCUUGUUACAAUAGUAACCAUGAUAUCUCCAGUAUGCUGAAGAAUAUGGAAUCGAGCUUUGAGUCGGAGAGCAUGAUUGACUUCUUGUUCUGCUAUAUAGAAAGACAGUUCAAGGAAGCUCAGAAGAAUCUUCUAAAAGCUGCUAGAUGCACUCCCAUCCAUGGUCCUCUGAUGGCUUUAGGUCGAUGCUUAUGCGAAGGAACACAAGCUGAAGCUCUGCCAUCAAAAGAAAUGCAACACUUUGUAGAAAGAUUAACCAACCUAAUGGUGCAAAUAGUGGAAUUCAUGUUGUCCAAAUUAGCAUGUGCAUCACCAAAUGGCUCAGCCAUUGCUCCAUCAUUUGCCGAGAUGGGAGCAGCUGUGGAGUUGAUCAUCCAAGAGUGUGGAGGAAAUCUGGAGGGGCCAUCAGAAAGAGAAGCAAGUUCUUCUCAUGAUAGGCAUGAAGACAUACCAGAAAAUAGUGUGGAUGAUGACGAUGAAGACGGUUCUCUCUGCGAGGACCAUUUAUUAAUUGUAGCAUGUUGCUGGCAAACUUUAAAGACAUGCUGUACAGUGUCCAGCAUGUGUGUGUCCCGCUGGCUGAACUCUGUUAGGGAAGACCAAAUUGAACAAUUGUUGCGUGCUGUUGUGGUUCGUGUAUUAACAGGCACUAGACACAAAGGAGCAAUGGAGGGUGCGAGAACUGCUUACAGCCAACUUUGCCACGUUCUACUCACUACCGACUCAAAAAUUGGGCAACUUGUAUAUAAACAGGUUCAAGAAAUCUUAGAUCAACUGAAGUCUGGUGCUCGUACCUCCAUAACACGUCGUGCAGCAGGGAUGGCCAUGAUGAUACAAGCUGCAUGUGGUGCGGCUCCACGCACUAAUGCAGCACUCGUUAAUGACACCAUAAUUAACCUUGUUAAUAUUGCUAAGACAGAGUACGAGGAGAAAAGUACAACAGACUCCCCUCCAGUUUUGGCUCUGCAUGUACUCCACUCUCUGGUCAUCCAUGCUCCGCUGGCCCAUCACCUCCUCCACCACAUGCCUCCCAUUACUGCUACCUGUCUACAAGCCUUCACCCACGACUCGUGGGCUCUCAGAAAUGCAGCUCUACAGUUGUAUGGAGCAGUAGUGCCUAGAAUGGUGGGUCAGAAGAAAGUGCGUGACGAGUCAUCUACCCUGAACAGUCUCACAGCUCCGGAGUUUCUGUUUCGACACCCAAACCUUGCAGAGUCACUUCUUCAGCUACUUACAAGUUCAUGCAAGAGACUUACAUGUGAUAAAGACAUAAAAGAGAAAAUUGUACAUUCAAAAGAACGAAUUUCUAUAAAAAUGUCAUCUAGCCUAGUCCCAGUAUUGAGUUUAUUGGCAAGACUUUCACCUGGGACUGGAUUACAGCAGAAUAAAGAGCUUAACGACACACUUGGAAAAUUUUGUGAGGUUACGAACAGGCUCUUGGGUUCACCUGUAUAUACUAUCCGCAGACUUGCAUCCCUGGCAAUUGUGGCACUUACUCCCAUUGAGCAGGCUCACUGUUGCAUUAACGACAUUCUAAAUAUAUUAAAAAUACCAGAGUUAACCAAUACAAAUCGAAUUCAUGGUAACCUAUUUACACUGAAAAGCUUUCUACAAACAUAUCCUAAGCUUGCAAGUGAUCAGCAACUGAAAAACAGUGUUGUUGCUUCACUGGGUUGGCUCCUGGAACCAAAUAAUAAAUGUUCCAUUAUUGCUGACCUUGCUGUAAAUAUCCUUAGUCUCCUGCAGGUGAAUAUCACAACUAACCCAAAGCCUUCAGAUUCAUUUCAGCCAGGUGCACCAGAAUAUUUGCAUAAUUUUACAAUGAUGAUCACCGAACAAAAUUUUCAUGAUGUACUUGAAAAGAUAUUAUCUGAACAUGAUUUGGAGGAAAAGAUCGAGCAACUAGUAGUUAAUUUGAAAAUUCAAACAAAUAGUUCUUCAAUAUGCAAAUUUGAAAAAUUACUAUGGCAAAGGCUGGAACAAAGAACUUCAACACGAAGAAGUUUGUUAGGAGUGAUGAAGAUGUUGUGUGUCAUAUUAGAUGAAAAUGCUAGCCUUAAUUUUGGUCCGUCUGAAAAGUGUGUGGAAAACCUUUUGAUAUUGCUCAAGGGAAGAUAUGGUGCUAAAGCUACGUCGCUAGCUCUGGUUAUCGUUGCUCAUUUAUUUAAAAAAUUAAAUGAUGAUUUGUGGCCUGGAAGCAAAAUGAAGAUGGCCCUAUUAUUUGCCUUUUCUGACAUCAUCAGUUUGUACUCUGCCCCAACUUCCACUGAGGAUUAUCGGUUAGCUGCAAGUAUUGCACUAAAGAUUUCAUUAAAGACAUUGCUUUACUCUCUGAAAGAUAUUUGCACAGCAAAUAAAGAACACAUAAUUGUUGCAUGCACUGAGCUACUACAAGAUGAGGAUUCAGACAUAAGAGAUUCAGCAUGUCAUAUUGUGCUUUCACUUUCAAAUACUAAUUAUCAUACGAGUACAAUGAACAUCUUGGAGAAAGGUUUAUCAAAUGAGUGUUGCAGCUGGCAACUUCUCUCGCAGGAUCUGCUUCAUCCAAAUCUUGCUUUACUGGAAUUUGCUAAGUAUAUUGUCAGGAAAUGCAUUCAUACCAGUGACUGGUCAACUUUUCGAGUUAUUUGGAGACUUUGUUCUGGCCAGUACAAUGAUGAUUUUUUGUCAUUAAAUAAAUCUUUACCAAAUUCUAAAUCAUCUCUCUUUCAAUCACAUACAAUGAACUUGUAUAAAGAACCCAAACAGCUGAGCUAUACAAUGGCCAAGGCAAUGUUAGAUACACUUAAAGAAUCUCACAAGAAUGUAAGCCAGAAUACUGUCCCACAGUGGCUGCAAGAAGAAGGCGACACACUGAAUAAAAAAGGAAAAAUUCUCAGUAAACUUGUUUUCCAGCACCCACAUUUGUAUAAUCAAAAGCAACUUCUGUCUGUCACUUGUACAUAUAUCAUUGCAUCAAAAACAUUGCUGUCCAUCGGUAACAUAUUUAAUGUCCCAAUCAAUCUUGAGUAUUCCCUUGCUUGGAAUCCAUCACAUUUUUGUGCAGUAGCAAUUCAGAGAUGAUGAUAACAUUAUAUGGAAUGAACUCCAGACAAUUUGGGUGUGUGAAGUAUGCUUUAUGUUUUUUGUUUUUUUUAAGGAAUAUUUAAGAUUCAUAAAUCCUCUUAAUAGAUUUUUUUCAUAUCUUGUAUCACAGUUUUGACCAAGUAUGGCAGUUUAUUUUGUAUGAAUUGAAUAAAGCAUAACAAUUUUAAAA